CUUUUCUCUUAGGGUUGCAAAACCAAGCCUAGAACCACCGAUCUUGAGAUCACUACAACACACCCAAACAGAGCCUUAUUCUUGAGAAACAAGUUUCUUCUUCAAAACAACAUGUCUGGAACCGUGAUUGUUUUUGACUUUGACAAGACCAUUGUCGAUGUCGACAGUGACAACUGGGUCAUCGACGAAUUGGGUUUCACCGAUUUGUUCAACCAGCUUCUUCCCACCAUGCCUUGGAACUCUCUCAUGGACAGGAUGAUGAUGGAGCUUCAUUCAAAAGGUAAGACCAUAGAGGACAUUGAAGAGGUUCUGCAUAGGAUUCCUUUGCACCCAAGAGUAAUACCCGCUAUUCAAGCAGCUCAUGCUUUCGGGUGUGAUUUGAGGAUUGUGAGUGAUGCAAACAUGUUUUUCAUUGAGACCAUUCUGAAGCACUUGGGAAUAAGGGAAUACUUCUCGGAGAUUAACACUAACCCAGGUUAUGUUAACGAAGAAGGAAGGUUAAGGAUUUUGCCUUACCAUGACUUCAACAAAGCUUCCCAUGGCUGCACUUUGUGUCCUCCAAAUAUGUGCAAGGGUUUAAUCAUUGAUAGAAUCCAAGAUUCAAUUUCACAAGAGGGUAACAAGAGGAUGAUCUAUCUUGGUGAUGGUAGUGGUGACUAUUGCCCAAGCUUGAGGCUAAAAGAGAGAGACUUUAUGAUGCCAAGGAAGAACUUUCCAGCGUGGGAUUUGAUAUGCAAAGACCCUUUGCUUGUUAAGGCUGAAAUUCAUGGCUGGAGUGAUGGAGAAGAGUUGGAGCAAGUUCUGUUGCACUUAAUCGCCAAAAUUUCAAUGGAGGAAAAUUCUCAGUUCAUUUCAUCUGAUUGCAAGCUACAGACUCUCUCUGUCUCUGCUUUGGAGGGUUUGCCUAAAGUCCUCCCAGUUAGACCAUAAUUUCUUAGUAUCUAAAAAAAAUGUAUCAUAACUCAAAAAGGGGUUUUUCUUUUUUCGUUGAUUAACCUUCAUCACUAAAAUUGUUAAUGUUGGAAGUGGUCCAAAAUGGGCAGCUAUAAUUUCUAGCAGAUACAAAUAGUGGUUUGCUCUAGAUCCUUGCGGAUUGGUUAUUUUUAUGUGUUUAUUAUUAUUUUACAGUGGAAAUUAUUUGACUAAA
This is a messenger RNA of Glycine soja, 1147 nucleotides long. RefSeq names its product inorganic pyrophosphatase 2-like. Lineage: Eukaryota; Viridiplantae; Streptophyta; Magnoliopsida; Fabales; Fabaceae. The record is from RefSeq and is a predicted model, not a curated record. The coding region runs from base 112 to 930 and encodes 272 amino acids. Gene Ontology annotation, molecular function: phosphatase activity. The transcript has 4 exons.